This is a messenger RNA of Plectropomus leopardus (leopard coralgrouper), 2259 nucleotides long. Its product is annotated as small conductance calcium-activated potassium channel protein 1-like. Gene Ontology annotation, biological process: potassium ion transport. Gene Ontology annotation, molecular function: small conductance calcium-activated potassium channel activity; calmodulin binding. Gene Ontology annotation, cellular component: membrane. The record is from RefSeq and is a predicted model, not a curated record. NCBI's taxonomy places the organism in Eukaryota, Metazoa, Chordata, Actinopteri, Perciformes, Serranidae.
CGAAACCUCUCACCAUGGAGCACUCCCCCUCUAUGAACUUGUCAGUGGUGGACGGAGACGACGUGGAGGACCAGCGUCCCCUCCUCCCACCCAGGAUGGUUCCUCCACCUCAGGCCUGCUCUCCGCAGUGCGGGAUCCACCACACGGUCCAGACAGCCGACCACACUGUGUGGCUGGACAGGACCCAGGCCAUGGCCACCACACCUUUAUACAACGGCCAUCUUUAUGUCACGCCGUCGCCUCGCUCCAACAGGAGGGCAGACAAAGGCAAAGAGAAGAAAUGUGAGAAAAGGUCAGGAGGACGUAGACAAAACCCAGCACACAAGGAGUGUAACCACCAGUGCAAAGCCAAAAAUGCAGGAGCUCACAGACUCCAGGAGAAAGUCACCUCUUUCACUGACGUCCCCAUGUCUCCAUGCGGGUCGCCCUUUAAGGGCCCCUGCAGGUCACACCUAGAGGUCAAGGAUGUCGAGGGCAGAGGGCGCCGCAAGUCUGGCAACGUUUCUCUGGAGAUGUACGACCGCCAGAGUCUGCCAGAGAUCAUCAUCACCAGCAAAGAUGACGACUUCCAGCCGCCUAAUGAGACGUUCCAGCACUGCCAGGAUCUGACUGAGGCCAAAGGUCAUCUGCCAGGAGCGGACGUCCCCGGUCCGAACCCCAAUCCCACUUCACAGACCAGCCCGAAACACAAAGACGACUCCAAGGACGACUCGUACUGGAAGACCCAUAACAUCGGCUGGCGGCUGGUCCGCAGGAGGGCUUUGUUUUUGAGGAGGCAGCGGCUGAACGACUGCGCCCUGGCGGUGGGGAUAUUCGGGAUGGUGAUGAUGGUGAUGGAGACGGAGCUGUCCUGGAGCGUCUACAGCAAGAGCUCCGUUUAUUCCCUCGCUCUCAAGUCUGUCAUCAGUUUUUCUACCAUCAUCCUGCUGGGUCUCAUCAUAGCGUACCACUGCUGUGAGAUUCAGCUCUACGUUCACGAUAUCGGUGCAGAGGAUUGGCGGAUCGCCAUGACCACUGACCGUUUGGCUCUGGUAGCCCUGGAGCUGGCUGCGGUGGCCAUCCAUCCCUACCCGGUGGGUCUGAUGGACUAUUUUGAGCAGACCCUCCAGCACACCACGCCUCACCUGUCGCUAUCGGAGACGGAGCUGGAAAUUGUGCUGGCUCUGCCCAUGUUCCUCAGGCUCUACCUGCUGGGCAGGGCCAUGAUGCUGCACAGCCGCCUCUUCACUGACACUGCGUCCCGCAGCAUCGGAGCGCUCAACAAGAUUCACUUCAACACCCGGUUUGUGGGGAAAACACUAAUGACGACCUACCCCGGGACGGUGCUGAUGAUUUUCAGCGUCUCUCUGUGGAUCGUGGCAGCGUGGGGCUUACAUGUGUGUGAGAGACACCACAACUACAGGGACCUGAGCAGCAACUACAUGGAGGCCCUGUGGAUGAUCUCUGUCACCUUCUUGUCCAUCGGUUACGGAGAUGUGGUGCCUCACACCUACUGCGGCCGCAGCAUCUGCCUCCUCACUGGGAUAAUGGGAGCUGGCUGCACAGUGCUGGUGGUGGCGGUGGUUGCGAGGAAGCUGGAGUUGACCCGAGCAGAGAAACAUGUGCAUAACUUCAUGAUGGAUUCCCACAUCUCAAAGAGGAUAAAAAUUGCUGCAGCAAAUGUGCUGAGAGAGACUUGGCUUAUCUACAAACACACGAAGCUGUCAAGAGAAAGAGACGACACCAGAGUCCGCAUGCACCAGCGAAAGCUGCUUUUGGCCAUCCACCAGCUACGUCGAGUGAAGAUAGAAAAGAGGAUCCUUGCAGAUCAGGGCAACACUCUUGUGGAUCUCUGCAAGAUGCAAACCUUGAUGUAUGACGUGCUGUCGGAGGUGCAGGGCUGCAGGGGGGAGCUGGACACGCACAUCCACAGUCUGGAGAAGCACGUCGAGGAGCUGAGGGAGGGAUUCAGGAGCCUGAUGCCGCUCCUGUCCAGCACCCUGUCCACGCAGAACUCCUCCAUCCGACACCUGCUCAGAGAGAGGGAGGUGAAGACGGAGACUGCUGGUGCCAGCGUGGACAGGUAGAGAGAGGCUGAGGAAGGUGAUGAAGGCUUUCUCAGGUGCUUCUGGAGGAGGUUUCUGCUAUAAUGCAGCUCAUAUGAUCAUGUUGGGACAUUUUUUUCUUGCAGGUGGACAGACUGAUGUUAGUAACAUGAUGAAGGCUGUUGCACAAUUAUGUAAAAUGUAUUAAAAAAAUAAGUAGCACCUUUUCUGUAGC